Oryzias melastigma (Indian medaka) is the source of this 4927-nucleotide messenger RNA. It is a transcript of the gene glsb, whose product is annotated as glutaminase b. The coding region runs from base 147 to 1865 and encodes 572 amino acids. The record is from RefSeq and is a predicted model, not a curated record. NCBI's taxonomy places the organism in Eukaryota, Metazoa, Chordata, Actinopteri, Beloniformes, Adrianichthyidae. Gene Ontology annotation, molecular function: glutaminase activity; protein binding. The transcript is spliced from 15 exons. Gene Ontology annotation, biological process: L-glutamine catabolic process.
CUUUUUAUUUUGGGACACCGGCAUUUCUGUGAGUCAUCGCCUGCACAGACGCUACAGACUGUAGGGAGCUGUCGUUAUCUGCCGUUCAUUUACCACAGUCGUAUUCGGAGCCACGCAUUUCUCUCUCAUUGCCUGACAGGAUUGAGAUGUUACAUUUUAGGGUUUCGACAAUCUUGAAGGAGUCUUUUGAAGCCACCCUCAAGCGUCCUUUCCCCAUCUUUAAUCAGAGGAGCUGGUUGCCGACCCGCCGCCGCCGCUGCUGCUGCUUCAGUACGGUCUCAUGUGAUGCCAGACUUGUGUCCUCUCGGCUGAAUGUUCUCCACGCAGCUCCUCUCCGCACCGCACCCUGCGCCGCCCCGGUCCGCCUGUACUGCGUGAAAACUGAAGGCGCUCCGGUGGAGCCCGAUGACCACGUGAAGAAAGAUGGUUCUGGGAGCGAAGAGAACGAAAAGCGAAGAAAUGCAGGAAUUCUUCCAAGUUUGGAGGACUUGCUCUUCUACACGGUCGCAGAGGGUCAGGAGAAGAUUCCUGCUCACAAGUUUUUGACUGCACUCAAAGCUACUGGGCUCCGCACAGGAGAUCCUCGUCUGAAAGAAUGCAUGGACACGCUGAAGGAGACUUUGAAGAAGACCACAGAUGGCGUGACGCUUGACAGGCACCUGUUCAAGAAGUGUGUCCAGAGCAACAUUGUCCUGCUUACACAGGCUUUCCGCAAGAAGUUCGUCAUCCCUGACUUCCAGUCCUUCACCUCCCAUAUUGAUGAGCUUUAUGAGAAUGCCAAAAAACUCACUGGAGGACAGGUCGCAGACUACAUUCCUCAGCUUGCUAAAUUCAGCCCUGACCUGUGGGCAGUGUCCCUGUGCACCGUUGAUGGACAGAGACACACGGUGGGAGACACCAAGGUUCCGUUCUGCCUGCAGUCAUGUGUCAAGCCUCUCAAGUAUGCUGUUGCUGUUAAUGAUCACAGCACACAGUACGUGCACAGUUUCAUAGGGAAGGAGCCCAGUGGUCUGCGCUUUAAUAAGCUUUUCCUCAAUGAAGAUGAUAAACCCCACAACCCAAUGGUGAACGCUGGAGCUAUUGUUUGUACCUCACUCCUUAAGCAAGGCGUAAGCAAUGCAGAGAAAUUUGACUAUGUCAUGAAUUUCCUAAAGAAGAUGGCAGGGAAUGAGUACGUGGGUUUUAGCAAUGCCACAUUCCAGUCGGAGCGUGAGUCAGGAGACCGGAACUUUGCGAUCGGUUACUACCUGAAAGAAAAAAAGUGUUUCCCAGAGGGAACAGACAUGACGUCUGUGCUGGACUUGUAUUUUCAACUGUGCUCCAUUGAAGUGACCUGCGAAAGUGCCAGCGUCAUGGCAGCCACCCUGGCCAACGGUGGCAUCUGCCCGAUCACAGGCGAGCGCGUGCUGACCCCAGAGGCCGUGAGGAACACCCUGAGUCUCAUGCACUCCUGCGGCAUGUAUGAUUUCUCGGGACAGUUUGCUUUCCAUGUCGGACUGCCUGCAAAGUCUGGAGUGGCAGGGGGCAUCUUGCUAGUUGUGCCCAACGUGAUGGGCAUCGUGUGCUGGUCACCACCCCUCGACAAGCUUGGCAACUCAGUGAGAGGAAUCCAGUUUUGCACGGACCUGGUCGAGCUUUUUAACUUUCACAACUAUGACAACCUGAGGCACUUUGCCAAGAAGCACGAUCCUCGCAGAGAGGGAGGGGACCAGAGGCAGCAACACACCUUCGGACCCAUGGAUUAUGAGAGCCUCCAACAAGAGCUAGCUCUGAAAGCCCCUCUUUGGAAAAAAGUCUCUCCCACUGAGUCAAACCAGGACAGCUCCACCACUGUAGUCUAUAGGAUGGACAAAGUCGGCGAGUGAAACCUAUAAUAAGACACACCCCCAACCGCACUCUUGCAACAACAACUCCACCUUUCCUCGUCAUUGAAAUGUAUAAUAAGUUAUGUAAAGGAUUAUUUAUUUUCUGUAAAUUGGUUUAUUUUUGCAGACGGAGGGAGCUCAUUUUUAUUUUAUGGUAAAAAAUAGGUUAAAGUCUUCUUUUGUUUUGCUUUGAAUUCCUAAUGAGCUUCAACCUGUUUGUCUAGAACUGGAUGUUCCGUUUACAGGUUGAGCUUCUGCUUAAUCUCCACUGCCGUUUUGCAUAUUAUCCUUUUUCCCUUUUUGUUUUUUCUUAAAGAGGAGAGGGUUGAUUUAUGGGGAAGGGAAAAAAUCAAACGACCAACACGAGAAAAAAACCCCCAAAAAACAAAGUAUGAAUGUGUUCUGGAGCCUCGGUACAGCCAGGACAUUUGAAACAUAUUUGCACAUGAUUAGAAAACAAUGCUGCACGGGCGUGUUAAUAGAUGUCCAGAUUAAAAAGAGUAUGUGCGAGUAUUUUAGAUAAAUCAAAGCUGGAAUUUUCUUUUUAAAACAAAUAUUCAGGUUUUUUAAUCAGUCAGAUGACUGUUCUGUUUCCUCUUGAAGUCUAGCUUGACUUCAUCAUUUUCUAUUCCUCUGGGCUGUUACUCGAUGAGAACAGCUGUAGCUUUUUGAGAAGUCAAACUCUGAUUUGUAAAGAGUUGGCUUUGUCUUAUAUGUCAUUCUGAUGCAACAAAGUUUGCAAAAUUAAAAGUUGUGCUGCUCAAAGCAGACAGCUUAUCUCACAUGCUUUCUCAAAGCAUUGUUGCACUGCAUGUUUAACAUGUGUGUGAUCCCUUAGUUCAGAAAUGUGCCUACUUUCUACCAAAAAUAUCAAACAAAACAGCUGACAUGGUGUUAAAGAGAAACGCUUUAGACCUUUUGUGCUUUAUUAAAGACUACUGUUUUUUAAUGAAAAGCAGCAGCAGAUAGAGUGAAUGUAAAACUUGCACCUGUCAUUGAUGAGAAACACCGCUAGUAAAAAGAACAUACCACAUUCCUAUGUGACAUGAAUCAGCCACGAGCUGUCCUGUUAAAGAUUCAGUGAUUUAUUAUGCUGUUCAUCCAGUUUUUUGUCUGUUUUAAAAGAUGUUGCCAUGUGACGGCAUGUACAUUUAGAAAAGCAGCUUUAUUUUUUUUUUAGAUAAGGAAACUUCUAAACCCCAGAACAGUUUCCACCGACCCGUUUCAUGGGUUACGCACAGUAGGCAAAUCUACUCCUCUAAAGAUGCAAUCCAUUUUUUAGUGUUUUGGAAAACUGUCUGCAGGGAAAAAACAGCAUCUAAACCUUGAUAAUCCAAUCUGAUAGCUGCUGGCCCAGAAUCACAACAAACGUUCAGUAUUAUUUGCUCUGUGAAUGUGUGAUACGUGCUGCACUUCCAUGCAGCAGGUGCAGCGGUGCUCCUCACUGACGUACCAUAACGUGUGGAUGUUCUACAUUUAGAACCCUUCAGGAAAUGAACCUUUUUGCACAUGAACAUCAGCAGAUGCCUUAAUUAUUGCUCUGGGAGGAGAGUUUUAGCUGGUUUUGACGUCUUGACUGCUGAUCUGUUUCAAGACUGCUCUCUCUUAUAAAUAUAUAUAUAUAUAUAUAUGUUACAUUGCAUUUUUGAAUUUCUAUUUUUGUUUGUUUUUCUGUAAAUUAGGCCUGUUCAUUGUUUGUGAGUACAAAGUAUUCAAAAGCCUCAGUCAUCAUUAGGGCUACCAGACGAGGACAGAUGAAGCUGCUUUAUCAACAUAUUGUUGCUAUAUGAUACAUAUUUUGUUGGAACAUUCUAAAAAAAACGUAUUCAGCUUUAAACAUUAAAAUUGUAAAAUGUUGUUUUUAAAGUUUUUGGUUUGCGUUUUUCUAAUAUAGGAAACUGUGAAGUUAUUUGAGUUCACACUGUCAGAGUAAAAGGACACACUGCAGUUUUAGGAAAUCGGGACAUUAAAAUAUUGAGACUUUUUAGGUCACUAAGUGAACCAAAAACAGUUAUUUUAUUUUAGGCUAUAUUUUCUGUUUGUAGUUUUACCAUCAGAGCAGCUCCUUGAAGACCGAGAUGUCCCACAUUUGGUCAAAUAUCUCUCAGUAUGCAGGUAUUCCUGGGCUGUAGAUACCAAACAUAGCAUAAACAUAAAGUGUUAAGCUGAACUUUACGUUUAAGGGAAAGGUUUUGAGGUUCCUCUCCUCUCUCAUUUCACGUCAUUUCAGAGUUUCAUUCACAAAAUGUAGGAGCUGUAACGUGGACCACCACUACCUGAGAAUCAUUCCAACCAAUCCACUGUCCUUUUAUAAUCAAUCUAAUUGUGAUCAAUCAGAGCAAUAAAUGACAUCUUCUGGUCUCAUGGGAGCUGAUCUGGAUAAAGUAAAACUUUCCAAAAAUGUAAUUAUUAAAAUUUUACUGUGUGAUAAAGGGGCUUUUGAAUCUUGUUACCAGAAUUUCCAUGAAAAUCACUGUUUUUUUGUGGACGCCACACGCCAUGAAUGUUGUCCUUUUCUUUUCUGUUUUGCAUGCGACAUUUGUAAAUGGAGAUAUUGUCUGUUUAAUCCCAUCUUUUGAUGUUUUGUUUGAUUUUCUUGCACAUUUCCCACGUAUUUGUUAAUUUAUGACAAAAUUGUGUUUUUUAACAUAUGUUGAACUGGAAAUUUUUUUGUAAUAAUCACUACUUCAACGUUUGAUUCAACUCAGAAAUUGUAAGGUUUCAUUAUUAGUGAUGUCAUAAAUAAUUUGGCUUUUGAUCCCAUCAAUAUUUUAUUCUAUCAUUGUGUCAAAAGAAUUCUUUGAAAAAAAUUGAAACCAUACAAUUUCCAUUUUUGUGUCCCGUUGUAAUUGUGUAAAAAGUCUCCAUUAACUGUCAUACUGUUGUGUCUGCUUGAAGACCCCUGCGACAUGUGAACCUGUUCUAAUCAACACUUCAGAGAAAUGACUUCUUUGGCUGUGGUGGGCCAGCAGACAAAACAGUACAAACAUUGUUUUACUUUUCUUUGGUGUUGUUGCCUUUGUGUCUCAUGCAAUAAAAUAAAAUGAAGCACUUUUGUAUUA